GAAGAAGAGACUGAACUAUAUUUUUCCUCUCUUUUCUCUCGUGGUUCCUCUUUAUUUCGUACACGCCCUCUUUUCUGUGUUUAUUCUGUUCUAUUUUCAUACCACGUUAUUAUAUAUUUCCUGUUCAUUUGUCUUUCGAAGUCAAUGCACACCUCAAUUGAGAAAGAUAGGACAGUAAAAAGAAUAGAUGUAUCAUUUGCCAAAUAUAGGCUGGUUUAACAAUAUGUUAGCACCGUUGGUAACAAAUACAACGUGGUGUAGUAACUCAUGCGAUCACGUUCACUGUCGCCAAAUAUUUGUUCCCUCUUCCUCAGUUUUUCUCACUCUUAUCGUAUACCCGUCUUUAUUUAUCUUUCGUAUACUUGUGAAGAUCUUGUGUUACUUUACUCCCUCCAGACUAGGGCCUGCUGCACAUGGUGGACUAUUUCUCUUUUUCGCACAGUGUAUUUUCGCCUAUCCGUCAGUAAGUUGCAGACCGUCGCCGCGAUCGAUACUAUUGGUACGGUCUGUACAUGUGACCGAAAAAGCCGGAGUGUUUUUCUCUAUUAACGAAUACGUUUUUCUUGUGUAAUCGGAGGUAAUUGUGUAAAUAUUAAAGAAAUACGAUAAAAGUAUUAAAAAAGCCUUCAAGCAUCGUCAUAACAUUGAUAAGCACGGUCAAAGAAAUUGAGCUCAUCAACUCUACAGUAAACGGGAGAUCAACCGAGACGCUAACACGUAAAACUGUAUGUGAGACGCCUGCAAGAUGCGGGACAGCCUACUGAUUGGAUUUCACAUCAUUUCCUGUGUCCAAUUUUCUUUCGGCGUGUAUUAUGAUUACACAUACGUCAAUGUUCCCUCGAGUAUUCUGAAAACGCAGAACGCCUUCGGCGGGAAAUUCAAAUAUCUCACUUUCUGGGAUGCGAUCAUUCAAGCUGUAUAUUUCUUUAUAUGUGUACUGAAUGAUUGCUUUGGUACAAAUGCCGUUAGCCCUAAGAAACCGUCAUUUAUUCGUAAAUUAAAGGAUUGCAUGCAUGCAAUUCUUAGUUUUCCGAUUGCCAUGUUCGUUGGAAUAACAUUUUGGAGUCUAAUGUUUGUGGAUCGUGAACUAAUACUGCCAAAGGCUCUGGACCCGUACUUGCCAUGGUGGCUGAAUCAUUUAAUGCACUCAAUGAUCGUAGUAUCCAUUGUAAUAGAAACGAUUUUGACACCCAGAAAAUAUCCAAAGAGAUUACAAGGUCUUCUUGGUAUAAUCACAUUCGUACAUAUAUAUCUUUUUUGGACACUUAUAAUCUACUACAAAUGCAAUGUUUGGGUGUACCCAAUAAUGGAGGUGCUGUCGUGGCCGUCCCGAAUUUUAUUUUUUAUUGCACUAAUAUCGUUCAGCAUCAGUCUGUAUUUUGUCGGCGAAGCAAUGGAUAACUUCUUUUGGGGUAACAAAUACACUCAACACCAAAAAUCUAACGCCAAGAUCAAGUAGUCCGCCCAUGGUGAUUAGUUGCGCUGACUUCGGUUAUAUAUUAGCCUCCUCUUAGGUGGUGGUAAAUAAAAAGUGGAAGGCAUUUUUUUAUCUCCUCCUCCCAUUUCCUCAUUUAUUCUACUUUAUGACAUGCACGCGUAACACGCCAAUGGAUAAAUUACUUUUCAAAAAAAUUAUUAGGGAACAUAGUAAUAUGUGCAUGCAAAGAGGAGCGCGUUUAUUUCUUUUCAAAACAGAAAGCACAAACAGAACGCGGUGAUUAAUAACUUAUUUGCUGAAGAGAGUUCCAUAAUUGUAUUGUAGCAUGUAUAUGUGUUUUUUUUUUCUCGUGAUGCUUGUAUCCUAUGCAAUGCAAAUAAUAGGAAAGACUGAUUGUAACGAUUACACUGCAUAUACUCUGUGUGAAAGUGAAGAAACACGGACAACACACAUACGUACACACGAUGCAACCUGUCACCAUAUAUCACAUUUUUGUACAUUUAACAGCCUUUGUUACUCUGGCAAUAAAGAAAUCGAGUAAAAUGUAGAAUAAAAAGAAGAAACAAAGCAAUACAGAAAAACAGUGAACUGUGGAUACGUGUGUGGAAUGAAUGCAUUGUUCCGCGUUUUGAGGGUGCAUCAACAGAUACGUUGUAAACAUUGUUUUCCCGAGUAUUAAAACCGGCUGUAUUUGUAUCGAGUAUAGGAAAAAAAUACGUGGCAGAAAGUGUCGGACCAGAUUUGAAAGCAUAAUAAAGCGAGGAAAAUCCAGCAAGAGGAUCAUACUUUAAUGGAAAUGGUCGAACAGAGAAAUCAUUAACACGUGUACCAGUUUGCCAAAGUUUCAUAUCAGCAAGAGUUCACGUGCUAAGAAGAUCACUGUGAUGGUAGAUGAGAAAUACCAUUUUUAUAUUCAUGACAGGUCAGACUCUAACUCGUGAGAUUAAGUUCUAAGUUUUCUCUUUCAUAUAAUGUACAAAAAAAUAUAUAAGAUACUUAGUCAACUAGGAGUACAGGGUUCGUUAACGCUUUUGUCAUAUUUCUAAACGUGAAUUAAAAAGAAGAAAUGUUACUUUUAAGGAUCUUCAAACAUUGCAGUUGCAGCAAAAUUAAGGUGCUUGUUAUA
Messenger RNA from Eufriesea mexicana, 2564 nucleotides. Its product is annotated as androgen-induced gene 1 protein. The record is from RefSeq and is a predicted model, not a curated record. Gene Ontology annotation, cellular component: membrane; endomembrane system. Bases 746 to 1459 code for a protein of 237 amino acids. The transcript has 5 exons. Lineage: Eukaryota; Metazoa; Arthropoda; Insecta; Hymenoptera; Apidae.